AUUUCUGUGCACGGCGGAUAAACGCAGGAGCACCGCGCGACAGCCAGCAGCAGCUAGAGGCUUCUAGAAACAACGUGCAUCGGACAGUCACCGGCAAACAAGCCUGCUCUGCUCUGCAUACACCGCUACACAUAACUUCAAGAACAUUUAGCUGGAUAAAUGGCUAAGUGGGGAGAAGGGGACCCUCGCUGGAUCGUAGAGGAGAGAGCCGAUGCGACUAAUGUCAACAACUGGCACUGGACUGAACGAGAUGCAACAAACUGGUCGUCAGACAAAUUAAAAUCCCUGAUCCUCGGGAUGACCGUGGAGAACGAAGAGGGGAGCUGCGAGGUGACAGAAGUCAGUAAGCUGGAAGGAGAGGCCUCAAUUAACAACCGCAAAGGGAAACUUAUUUUCUUUUAUGAAUGGAAUCUGAAAGCUACUUGGACCGGAAAGUCAAAAGCAGGAGUGAAAUACAAAGGAACAAUCGAAGUUCCAAACCUGUCUGAUGAGAACGACAUGGAGGACCUCGAUAUUUCUGUAUCGUUGAAUAAAGAUGAACCUGAAACGCCGCUGACCAGCCUGAUGAGGACAAAAGGAGCUGAGAAAAUCCGUGAAGCCCUGGGAAGCUAUGUGGGGUUCUUAAAAACAGAGUUCACACAGGGAAUGAUCCUGCCUACAGCCAAUGGUGUGGCCAAGCUUCAGUCCACAUCACAGUCCAAAGCCAAGCUGGACAAAACUCAGAUUUCCUCCUCAAGCAGCACAGCUGCUCCAGUCAACACCGGCGUCAAGAUCCCCACCUGUAAAUUCAGCCUGAAAGAAACAUUCCUCACCUCGCCAGGUGACCUCUACAGGGUCUUCCUCAACCAGGAGAUGGUCCAGGCGUUCACACAUGCUCCGGCGACAGUGGACGGGGAGAGAGGCGGAAAGUUUCGACUGCUGGACGGAAACGUUUUUGGUGAAUUCACAGAGCUGGUUCCUGAUGAGAAAAUAGUUAUGAAGUGGAGGUAUAACAACUGGCCCUCUGAGCAUUACGCGACGAUCGCCAUGACGUUCUCGGACCGGAGCAGCGAGACGGAGCUGAAGGUGGAGUGUCGAGGCGUCCCGGACAACGAGGAGGAGCGGACAAAAGAGGGCUGGAAGAGAUACUACUUCGAGGCUAUUAAACAGACUUUUGGCUACGGAGCGCGGCUCUUCUGAAGACGGCGUACUGUAGUACUGUUUUCAUUUCCGUUCUCGAUUUUUAAACCUGUCCUUCGAUCUGUCUGCCACAAGAUGUCCACUGUAAACUCAUAGCACGAGUUAACGAACGAGACGAGUUAGCUGAAGGCCGAUCCGUCACCUGUGUGUAUUUGUAAAUGUUUUAAUUUUUGAACAUAUUUAAAUCUAGAGUUCUCGCCAUCAGUAUUUGGGUCAGUUAUUCAAAGGAGCGUAAAUGGACUGUGCCUUUGGGACUGGAAAUGGAUCGAUUAAAGCUAAGAAUCUAUUGAACCACUAAUGCAAAUUGGCCUCCACAUCUAUAAAUACAGAAUUAACUGCAAAUAAAUAAAUGUUGGUUCCUUUAUUUGAAAAAAAAAAAUGUUGCUUUGAAAUUUUUUUUUUUUUACUCUUUUCAAGUGUAACUAUAGUGAAGAUGCUUUCAGCCAAGAUGCAUGUUUCAUUUCAAACGGUCAGAAGGAGGAUCUGAACUUUACUCAUGAAGUCUGUCACUUAUAGCUAAGCAGUAUUGUACUUUCAGUUGUUUCGUUCAGGUCUGAUUCAUGUACAUCACGAGUCCAGCGUCCGUCUGCGGCGAUCGGCUCGGACGCUCGACGGGAACGUCGGCGCAAACGUUCAUCAAUGCUGGAACGUGAAAACUGUUUCAAUCCCUUAUGCAGGUAGCUAGCGUAGCAACUUUAGAGAGAUGUUUUGCUAUAUUUGGCUUCGAAAUGUAAAUUUCCAGUAAAAAGUUCAGAAAAAAAGCAUCUAUUUAUUCAUCAUUUCAUCCCUCCACGAUGUAAAAAGAUGAGUUGGUUGGAAUAAACCAAUCCAUGUAUGCUCUUCAUUUGUUUUUAUUUAUGUGAGCACAUUUUUCAACAUCUUCGUAUUAAAUUU
This is a messenger RNA of Chelmon rostratus (copperband butterflyfish), 2073 nucleotides long. Its product is annotated as activator of 90 kDa heat shock protein ATPase homolog 1-like. Lineage: Eukaryota; Metazoa; Chordata; Actinopteri; Chaetodontiformes; Chaetodontidae. Bases 160 to 1179 code for a protein of 339 amino acids. The record is from RefSeq and is a predicted model, not a curated record. Gene Ontology annotation, molecular function: protein-folding chaperone binding; ATPase activator activity. Gene Ontology annotation, biological process: protein folding; positive regulation of ATP-dependent activity. The transcript is spliced from 9 exons. Gene Ontology annotation, cellular component: cytosol.